AUGGUGAACCUUGGGUUAGCACGAAUCAGUGCUCUACUCAAGCAGACCCCACAGACAUGGAAAGCCAUUCAUGUUGCUGGAACAAAUGGCAAGGGUUCGAUAUGCGCAUACCUAACUGCCAUGUUGCGCGCCAAUCAGAUCUCAUGUGGUAGAUUUACCUCGCCUCAUCUCAUAGACCCCCGGGAUUGUAUUACUAUUAAUGAUAGCAUCGUGUCUGAGAGCAAGUUCAAGCACUUCGAAGAUUUGGUCAAGAGAAGAAACACAGAGCAGAAGAUUGGCGCUAGCGAGUUCGAGCUCCUCACGGCCACAGCCUUUGAGAUAUUCGAAUCUGAGAAGGUCGAGUUUGGCAUAAUCGAAGUAGGGUUAGGCGGAACUCUUGACGCUACAAACGUGUUAAAACACAAGUGUGUCACCGUCAUUUCCAAGAUAGGUCUCGACCACCAAUCGUUUCUGGGUAAUACUAUCGAGGAGAUUGCUCGUCAAAAGGCAGGCAUCAUGAGGGAAGAUGUCCCUUGUGUUGUUGAUGGCAGCAAUUCGAAGUCUGUUCUAGAUGCUCUACAGAAGCAUGCCGAAGAGACAGGUAGCAGCAUUAUUUUCGCGGAUGCCGAAUCCAAUGAGCUCGUGAACAAGUUACGAGAUACCCUCGAACCACAUCAACGACAAAAUCUGGCAUGUGUAUAUGAAGCCUUCAGACUCGCAUUUCCGCAACAUGCUAUCUCUAUAGAUAGCCUCGUUUCUGCUGCACGGAAUGUUGUAUGGCCAGGCAGAUUGCAGUGGGUGAGCCUUGAAAAGAUCACAAACAGAAAGGGUAAUAUUUUACUUGAUGGGGCUCACAAUCCUCAGUCCGCGGAAGCACUCUCCGGUUUUGUUCAAAAACACCUACGGUCCCAAAACAAACCGGUCACCUGGGUACUCGCUGCUACCCGAGGAAAAGACAUAUCGGAAAUGCUGAAACUGAUACUACGCGACGGUGAUUCCAUAGCAGCAGUCGAGUUCGGCCCUGUUGACCAGAUGCCAUGGGUCCAGCCUACAAGCUCGACAGAUCUGCUUGACACCGCGAGCAAAUGUGGUGUUGCAAUUUCGUCACAGUUCGACGCAUCUACAAAUGUACGCUCGGCCCUCGAGUGGGCAAGUCAGACCGCGAACGAAGGACCGCUUGUUAUUGCAGGAAGUCUCUAUCUAGUCCACGCGAUGUCCCCCAAACAGCCCAAACAUUUAAUCAUCGUAUGCUGCCAUGGAAUCUGGCUUGGUGGUCCCGCACGAGGCCAUGACGAAAAUGAAUGGCUCAUCGCCGAAUUUCAAAAAGGCGAAACACCAACUUUCAUCGAGCAUAUCAAGGCCGGACUGCAGGCCUUGAAAGAGAACCAGAACUCCGUCUUAACGUUUUCCGGCGGGCCCACGCGAAAAGAAACACACAUAUCCGAAGCUAGCAGUUAUAUGAAUCUAGCUAUCGCCAAUGGUUUCUUUGGGAUUCUCACCGAAGAUGAAACUGUAGACCGGCUACACAGCGAAGAGCGAGCGUUGGAUUCUUAUUACAACGUCUUAUUCUCUCUCACCAAAUUCUGGUCUGGCUACGGAACGUGGCCUGCGACAAUGACCAUAGUUAGCCACGCUUUUAAACGUGAGCGUCUGGUCGACUGCCAUUGCGGUGCUAUUGGAUUUCCACUGGACCGAACUAAUUUCGUCGGCGUGGAUCCGCCUGGUAUGGUCGAUGGAACAAAUGAAGCUGCUAUCAAAGGUAUCGUUGAAGCAAUUACCCAGUGGAAAGAGGACCCUCAUGGAAAAGGUGAGCUUCUGGCUGGUAAGCGCAGGAAAAGAAACCCAUGGGGCGUACCCCAAACACUCUUCCUUAACGAAGACGAUCGGAUUCGCAGUGGCGUACACGGAGAGAACUCGGUUUGCGAAAGGAGCCAUAUCCUCCUUUUUUCGCAGUCGUCCGUGGUGCAGCCAUAG
Molecule: messenger RNA, 1953 nt
Organism: Daldinia vernicosa
Lineage: Eukaryota; Fungi; Ascomycota; Sordariomycetes; Xylariales; Hypoxylaceae
Product: FolC bifunctional protein
Exons: 4
Coding region: 1-1953 (650 amino acids)
Biological process (GO): folic acid-containing compound biosynthetic process
Cellular component (GO): cytosol; mitochondrion; cytoplasm
Molecular function (GO): ATP binding; dihydrofolate synthase activity; tetrahydrofolylpolyglutamate synthase activity
Source: RefSeq, a predicted model, not a curated record